This is a messenger RNA of Gasterosteus aculeatus aculeatus (three-spined stickleback), 4120 nucleotides long. RefSeq names its product semaphorin-7A. The record is from RefSeq and is a predicted model, not a curated record. Gene Ontology annotation, molecular function: semaphorin receptor binding; chemorepellent activity. Gene Ontology annotation, cellular component: plasma membrane. Gene Ontology annotation, biological process: neural crest cell migration; axon guidance; positive regulation of GTPase activity. NCBI's taxonomy places the organism in Eukaryota, Metazoa, Chordata, Actinopteri, Perciformes, Gasterosteidae.
GGCUAUGUUGUGUGAAGUUAGUAAUAAUGCCUGUAUAUUACUUAACUAAGUUAACAUUAGCUUAUGAUGCAAGGUUGUCUAUAUGCAUUAACGUUACAUGGAAAAGCAGUCAGUUAACGCUUGUAUUAAAAUACAUCCAUGAUGCAACAUAUUUGACGUAACAAUAAUUCCCAACUCGAGCGUAAUUAAUCAGGCACGCCAUGAAACUUUAAACUUGUUUCACUAACACUUAAAAUCGCACUUGGUGCAUUUGUGAGUUGUUCUGCAUGCAUUCGCAUUCAUUGAGACUGAUCUGACCCCAGACAAAUGGGCCCUGCCUGUCGAUGAGGGCGUGAGCGGAGUCAAGAGAGGAUGAAGGAGGAUGAGAUUAAUGAAUACAGACUGUCAACCCGUAUUGAGGCAAUUUUUAGAAAAAUCCACCCGAGACUGAAAGCACAAGAUGUUUCUCAACAUCGAAGUGUCCCACCCAAAUUAUUCACAUCCUGGAAACACACGGGUAACUCCUCUGUGGACGGUAACAAAACGGAUGUUUCUCAUUGACAUUUUGAUCUUAAUCUUCAAAAGAUCCUGUUUACUGUAAAUUAAACUUGAAUAUAAUUUGGUCUCUCGCUGCGGGCAAGACCAAACUACAAAGUUAUUGUAUCGUUUGAUUACAGAACUGGAGGCUGGACAUUCGACAGUCUCCGAUGAGUAGUGAUGUGUCGUUUGUGAACGAUUCGUUCAUUUUGAACGAGUCCUUACAAAGACUUGGGAGUAACGAGUCCUCGCGUAGAGAGAUUUGUUCUUUCCCGACUGGGUCUUUGACGCGACCAGAAUAGGGGGAGACCAUAGGAGUUCCAGAAACUGCAAGCACAGGGCACACACUCGCAGUCCCAGGCUCCCGGGAGACAUACAGCUUCAACAUAUUGAUGUGACACACGUGAGUCUUACGACGUCUGUCUGGCGUACCAACAGCAUAAUCAGUGUCACUAAUCUGGGACUCUACCUCUUAAGGCCCCGAAAACCUAGCUGGAGGGCGGACCCAAGAACCGGCAACAACAGCAAGACUAAGUCACCUGCCUGAAAUGAGCGGUGAACUGACUUUCGGUCAUAACGAGUCUUCAUCUUCGACUGAGCUGACAAUAGAGCUUCCUGAGAAGAAGCACAAGCCUUGUGCAAGCGUUCACGAAAUGCAUACAUAGUCGAGCACAUUGUCUUGCGGUUCAGUGGUCUCUGCGCCCCACCUCCCACCUGUCACUCUGGAGUAGUUUCACGCGCUGCGAACAAAAGCUGUGGGAGACCAUCAUCCCACUCUCGAGCAGAAUAAAAACAACAAGUUCAGAACAUUGACCUCAGCGUCUGAUGGAAUCUCUCCAGAGCCCCUUGAGGUUGUGGAUAAUAAGCACUGGAAACGGAACGGAAACGGAACGCACUCGUUUCAAUUCAUGGUUCUGAAAGUCUUGCGUGUGUUGCCGAGCAAUUCACCGCCACGACAACAGACAUGGCAAUGAAAAGGUUACCGUUACCCAGGCACCACGUACCUGUAGAGAUUAUUCUGGAAGGAGAGCAUGAGACAGUCAUAGCUGCUGGACACAAACACCUGACCUCAUUGAACUUCCAAAAUACGACCUCUGUGGAAAUAAGCGUCCCUUGGUCCGACCCAAGACCGAGUGAAGAUCGCAACUUUAACAUCACGGUCGUCCACAAAAGGGAAGCAGACAACGUGUUUUUUCUGUGCGGGACCAAUGGCAUGAAGACGCUGUGCUGUGACAUGAAUCUAUCAGAGCAGACACCCAGGUGCCUGCCCUCUCAAAAUAAGAGGAACAUAAAAGACAGCAUACGGGAAUUUGUCAUAAAGGAAGGUGAACCAUUUGCCCUUGUGGAUUCCCCAGACAGUGAUCUCUACAUUACAUACUCUGGAUCCCAAGAGAAUGUUGGCAUCUACAAGUUCGGGAAACACCGAAUUGCUCCGGGAAGACACAGUAAAGAGCAGCACUAUGUGGGUUUGGUGCUCAGCAGAGAGAAAGAGCCAGAUAAGAGCAAAGUCUAUGCCUUCUAUAGGGAGAAAAACAAAGACCAAGGCAUGUACAGUGAAAUGUGGCUCGCCUUUGUGACCCGGGUUUGCACGGUGGACCGUGGCGGAUCUAAGAACAUUCUGCAGUUCAGCUGGACGUCCCAGAUGAAUGCCAGGCUCUCCUGUGGGCACGCUGACAGCAGACAGCAUUUCUCUGAGCUGGUAGACGUGACUACUGUGCACGCAGAGCAGUGGGAGCAAACCAGAAUUUAUGCACUCUUCAGAAAUGAAUGGGGCAUGAGUGCCGUGUGUGUCUACACCAUAGAAGACAUUGAACAGAUCUUCAAAACCUCCCCAUUUAAAGACGCGGACGAGCAAACAGGCCGGCCAAGAGAGUGCGUUGCAGACUCAACAAAUAUUCCAAAAAACGUCCUGAAGAUGAUCCAGAUGAAUUCGGAGAUGAAGGAAAGUGUGCAGCCUGUGGACAACUCUGGCCCGCUGCUCUCUAAUCACCACCUCUACACUCACAUCCACGUGCACGGCUCGCCGAACAACCGCCACCCCACCGUCCUGUUUCUGUCUCUGAAUAAUGGAGCGAUUCAUAAAGUGAUGCAAGAUGAAAGUCGGACAUUUGUCAUCGCUGAGUAUCAACCUUUCAACCACAGAGCCCACGUCGUCAGCAUCCGCCUGGACCCCCCCUCUAGGAAGCUGUAUGUGAGCUCCAGAACUGAAGUGGUCCAACUGAAUGUGGCAAACUGUUCCCAGUAUGGGGACAGCUGUGAGCUGUGUGUCUUGGCCAGAGAUCCCUACUGCGGCUGGGACGGCACCCGCUGCACCCCUGAGACCGAAGGCACACUGCAGGAUCUGACCCAAGGGAACCAUGACAUCUGCGCAUCGAAGGUUCAGCCUCAUCCAAAAGCGUCGGGACAUUUCACCUCAACACAUGCAGAGGAAGAGAGCCUCGUCACUCUUCCCCUGAAGGCAAAGUAUUUCCUCCGCUGCCCGGUGUCGUCCCACCACGCUCAGUAUACCUGGCACCACCAUGGAAGCAGCACAUCGUGCAGCUGGAGCGAGCAGUGGUGCCUCUUCCUGGUCGACAGCAUGGGUCCCGAGCAGGAGGGAACGUACACGUGUGUGUCGGAGGAGAUGGGGUACAGGAGAGAGUUGGCGCAGCACGAGCUGCAGGUGAGCGGCGAGGCGGCGGGCCGCUGGCGGAGCCCGCUGGUCUGGCUUUGUCUGGCGGCGGCGCUGAUCCAGAGUUGGUGCUGAAAGAAGAGAACCAGGGCUACGAGCGACAGGUCCCAACUCCAGAUGUGUGAAUGGGGCCACAUGAUUACUAAAACGAGUCUUUUCUAUUUCAAUUUUAUUUUCAGCAAAUAUUUUGAAUUAAUGAACGAUGUAGUAUCAGUGUGAUUGCGUUAAUGAGCCAGCAUUGUUUUAGUCUCAAGCUUGCGUUAGUCUGUGCAUCAGCAGCGGGUGUAAAAGCUAAAACGUUAUUGAUUUUGUAUUUGUAUUUUUGUACUCAGGACUAUACACCAUUGUACAGCAUUCAGAAAUGUGUCCGUUAAUUCAACUUAAUCCACAGCGAGUUGUACAGCUCCAGAUAAACAGCCUUCGCCUUGGAUACAUGUAGAGUUGCCACUGGUAAGCAACGGUGUCCUUCUCAGAAUACCGGAUGAACUUGGGCGAGGCAGUGAGGAAACCACAAAGAGCCACGAGUCUCGCCAUACAUCACAAGCGCCCCUGAAAUAUUACCGUUUCCUUUGCUGAGAAAUUCUCUCCUGCGUACUACCUCGGCCUUGCCUAACAGUGUCAAGCAUUGGCCAUGUUCAUCUAGACUUUGCUUCCAGCACUUUAAUUACUGCAAUAAAUGUACGUAUUUAAUUCUUCGGCUUGAUAUCUUUGUGUUGCAAUACAAAGAUGUCACCAUCUUGUGUGUUCUGAUCUGCAAUGUUUGACUUUUAAUUUUCUCUCACUGAAGUGAUAAUUGUGCAUUGCUCCGUUUGGCUACACACAGCCAGUGCACUUCCUCAAACAUAACCCGGGAAACUGCUCCUCUACACCACAAAGGCGCCUCAUGGGCUUCUCACACAUCUUUCUACGGGUAAAAUAAAAAGGUUGUUUGUU